GGGCGCGGCGGGCUCUGUGUCCCCGGAACCGUUUCCGGGGCGGAGGCUUUCUCGCAGCUGACCCGGAGCGGACGGUGACGCGCAGGCCCAGGCGGAAGUGCGGGCGGAGGAUCCCGAGCCGGAUCCCGAGCCGGGCGCGGGGCUCGGGGCUCGCUGGGGCGGCUGCCUCCCGCGAUGGCGAGCCUCUGGUGCGGAAGCCUGCUGCGGCUGGGCUCGGGGCUCAGCUUGUCCUGCCUAGCGCUGUCCGUGCUGCUGCUCGCUCAGCUGACAGACGCCGCCAAGAAUUUUGAAGACGUGAGAUGUAAAUGUAUCUGCCCCCCCUAUAAAGAGAACCCUGGGCAUAUUUAUAAUAAGAACAUAUCUCAGAAAGAUUGUGACUGCCUUCAUGUUGUGGAGCCCAUGCCUGUGCGGGGGCCUGACGUAGAAGCAUACUGUCUGCGAUGUGAAUGCAAAUAUGAAGAAAGAAGCUCUGUCACAAUCAAGGUUACCAUUAUAAUUUAUCUCUCCAUUUUGGGCCUCCUGCUUCUGUACAUGGUGUAUCUUACCUUAGUUGAGCCCAUCCUGAAGAGGCGCCUCUUUGGACACUCCCAGCUGCUGCAGAGUGAUGACGACAUUGGGGAUCAUCAGCCUUUUGCAAAUGCCCACGAUGUGCUGGCCCGCUCUCGCAGCCGUGCCAACGUGCUGAACAAGGUAGAGUAUGCGCAGCAGCGCUGGAAGCUUCAGGUUCAGGAGCAGCGGAAGUCUGUCUUCGACCGGCACGUUGUCCUCAGCUAACUGGGAACUGGAAUCAAGGUGACUAGAAAAAACCAUGGCCGACAAGUGCGAAGAAUG
Messenger RNA from Acomys russatus (golden spiny mouse), 831 nucleotides. It is a transcript of the gene Tmem9b, whose product is annotated as TMEM9 domain family member B. Gene Ontology annotation, biological process: positive regulation of canonical NF-kappaB signal transduction. The record is from RefSeq and is a predicted model, not a curated record. The transcript has 5 exons. Bases 175 to 774 code for a protein of 199 amino acids. Gene Ontology annotation, cellular component: lysosomal membrane. NCBI's taxonomy places the organism in Eukaryota, Metazoa, Chordata, Mammalia, Rodentia, Muridae.